Helianthus annuus (common sunflower) is the source of this 2885-nucleotide messenger RNA. Its product is annotated as potassium channel KAT3. The transcript has 11 exons. Gene Ontology annotation, biological process: transmembrane transport; potassium ion transport. Gene Ontology annotation, cellular component: membrane. The record is from RefSeq and is a predicted model, not a curated record. Gene Ontology annotation, molecular function: protein binding; voltage-gated potassium channel activity. Lineage: Eukaryota; Viridiplantae; Streptophyta; Magnoliopsida; Asterales; Asteraceae. The coding region runs from base 460 to 2757 and encodes 765 amino acids.
GGGCCAUCUGAAACAAGCAUACAUAAUGGUGUUAGAAAAACGCAUCAAAUUCAUAUAUGACAUGACACCAUGCAACCAAAAAACAAAAUACGGUAAAAAGAGUCGUCCGUCGAGUGAUGAUACGCGGGUGUAAGGAUGCAUAUUCGAGGAUUGUGGAUUUGACUAAAAGUAUAGAGUUAAAGAUUAGAGAAGGCAUCUUUGUUAAGACAGAUUCCACUGGCCCAUAUCCUUUUUUCUCAAAACUCUUACAGCCUCUUGUCUGGUCUAUAUAUGGAAUUUGACAUGAACUCGCCCCAGUUAUAUACCCCCCCCACACAACUCACCAAUCUUAGGACCAUUUUCAUUUUCUCAACUGCAUCAUGUUCACCACUUCAAUUAUGGACUCCCUCAUCUUCUUCCUUUCUCCACCGAACAUGAAAUUCUUGUGAUCAUUUCACCACCCAUCGAUAGUUCAACACCAUGACCACCUUGCCACCACCCUACAGAAUGUCGGUUUCCAACAAUAACGUCUUAAGAUGCUUAUGCAUCGACGACCGUCACGUGGGAAAAGCUACACACAGUGGUUUCUUCUCCAGUGAUCUACUUCCGUCUCUAGGAGCCAAUUCUAACCGUGUGGUUGCACCGAGGAAAUACAUAAUCUGCCCUUUUGAUAGACGAUAUAGGGCAUGGCAGAUGUUCCUGGUUAUUUUCGUAAUUUACUCAGCAUGGAUUUCGCCGUUUGACUUUGCGUUUCUUGAUAAUAAAGAAGGUGGCUUGAGAAUCUUUGACAACAUUGUCAAUGGCUUCUUUGCCAUUGACAUCGUUCUUACUUUCUUCGUGGCAUAUCUAGAGCCGCAAUCCUAUGCUCUUAUUGAUGACCACAAGAAAAUCGCAGUGAGGUACCUGUCAACAUGGUUUAUAUUUGACGUGAGCUCAACUGUGCCGUUUAGAUCUCUCAGCCUCCUCUGCAAAGAUAAGAAAAGUGAGAUCGGAUUCCAGAUACUAAGUAUGCUUAGAUUAUGGCGCUUAAGAAGAGUUAGCGCGCUAUUUGCAAGGCUUGAGAAGGACAUCAGGUUCAACUAUUUCUGGAUCCGUUGUACAAAGCUUAUAUCGGUGACUCUGUUUGCGGUACACUGUGCCGGAUGCUUUAACUACUUGAUAGCAGAUAGAUAUCCCGACCCAAGUAAAACUUGGAUAGGUGCGGUUUAUCCAAAUUUCAAAACCGAAAGCAUCUGGAAUAGAUACGUAACAUCACUGUAUUGGUCGAUUGUGACUCUAACAACUACUGGUUACGGAGACUUUCACGCUGAGAAUGCAAGAGAAAUGGUGUUCGAUAUCGGCUAUAUGCUAUUCAACUUGGGAUUAACAUCGUACCUUAUCGGGAACAUGACAAAUCUUGUCGUUCAUUGGACAGGAAAUACCAGAGAUUUUAGAGAUAAAGUCGCAGCUGCUUCAGAAUUUGCGAAACGGAAUCAGCUUCCACCGCAGAUAAAAGAUCAAAUAUUGUCACACAUCUGUCUGGAUUACAAAACCCAGGGGUUAAAACAUCAAGAUACGUUAAACUGUCUGCCAAAAGCCAUCCGUGCGAGCAUUUCACGCCAUCUUUUUUACCCGAUUGUGCAAAACGUCCAUUUGUUUCGCGGCGUUUCCCACGAGUGCCUUUUCCAGCUGGUUUCUGAAAUGGAAGCGGAGUAUUUUCCACCGAAGGAGGUUGUGAUUCUACAAAACGAGAUUCCGACAAAUCUGUACAUAAUCGUUACCGGAGCAGUGGAUAUAAUUUCACAAAAAGACGGGCAGGAUCAGAUCAUAGGAAAGGUUGUGUCAGGAGAAAUGUUUGGAGAAACGGGAGUUUUAUACAAUACGCCUCAACCGUUCACAUUCCGAACAAGGGAGAUUUCUCAGAUACUGAGGAUGGAUGGUUCGGCACUGCUUCGGAUAAUUCACACAAAUACACAAGAUGGAUUUGUUAUCAUGAAUAACUUUUACAUGAAGCUGAAAGGCCUGGAAAGUUUUGGACAUGGAGGGUUGACGAUGGAGAAUUCGUCUACUGACGUACACAACUAUCGGAAUGAACAUCAGGUUACAUGGGAACUGAGUGAUAUCGAUUAUAUGACUUCAGGAGAUAUAGAGAAGCAAGAACAGAUAAACAAUUCUAAAUCAAACAAGAGUGAAACGAACGUUGAUUUACCAGCAGAGGAAGGACAAACUGCUCUUCAUGUUGCCGUAAAGAACGGCCAUUUAGAAAUGGUACGGCUUCUUCUAGAAGGAGGAGCAAACGUAAACAAGCCAGAUCUAAAAGGGUGCACACCGAUAUCUCUAGCUAAACAGCAAGGAAACAAAAGCAUACAUGACCUUUUGUUAAGUCAUGAAAAUAGGAAAAACGAGCAUAGAAUAGAUUUCACCGACCCCGAAACCACAAACAGUAAGAAAAAUCAGUAUUUACCAACAGCAAACAAGGACCCUUGUUGUUCCACUUCAUUCACGGAGCCUGCUUCCGUUAGUUCAAGCAGUGCCAGCUGUCAUCCAGAUAACGAAGUUAAGAAACGGAUGAAAAGGGUCACCAUUCAUGCGAAGUUCACGAACAAGUCGGAAAAGCAGCUUCCAAAGUUUAUAGUCCUACCAGAUUCAUUAGAACAAUUACUGAGCAUUGCAGGUGAAAAGUUUGGAGGUCAACGUUUUGCACGAGUUGUGAGCUCGGAGAGUGCAGAAGUAGAUGAUUUGAGCGUUAUCAGAGACGGGGACCACUUGUUUUUCCUUCCAAAUGAUUGUGAAACCUAAGGAGUAUGAUAAGCAAUAUAAUAGAAAUUAAGAGAAUUUAGAGCGUGUGGCUUCAACAAGUUGCUAUUUGAUCAAAAAAAUCUAACAAAGUUGGAUACAUUGAUAAAACUGAUUGCCUCUUAACAUUA